Molecule: messenger RNA, 4588 nt
Organism: Trichomycterus rosablanca
Lineage: Eukaryota; Metazoa; Chordata; Actinopteri; Siluriformes; Trichomycteridae
Gene: ankrd44
Product: ankyrin repeat domain 44
Exons: 28
Coding region: 466-3675 (1069 amino acids)
Molecular function (GO): protein binding
Source: RefSeq, a predicted model, not a curated record
CUGUGUGUUCGCCAGAGCAGAGAGACAGAAAAGCAGAGACAGAGGGGGAGGAGAGGGACUCGAGGACUUCCUGUUUUCUAAAAGCAUCUGAUCACACAGACAGGAGGAUGUUCGGUAGAUUCAAACCGAUUUCUAAAGCUCUGCAAGUGCUGCCACAAUAGCAGAUCGUGAGACAUCCGUCUCUUCGUUCCCGGCUGCUGUUGCGCUCACUGAUCCGGGAUAAACGGGUCUGCGCCGGCAGGGCCGCCACUGAGCACCGAACCCAGAACCCCGAGUCUCCAGCUUCAUCCAUCAGAGCUGCUCCUCCUGGUGCUCUGCUGUACAUCUCGUUGCAAACGAAUAACCAGGGUCCUGAUCUACAGCAAGGCGAUCUGUGAGGAACCAGGGUGGCUUUUAUCAGCUGAGAUCUUCAGCAGGAAUCUGAAGAGUUCGGAUGUACCGCUCCAGGUGACCCUGAUCUGAGAUAUGGCUGUGCUGAAACUCGCUGAUCAGCCGCCUCUCGUCCAGGCCAUCUUCAAUGGAGACCCUGAGGAGAUACGCAUGCUCAUCUACAAAUCGGAGGACAUCAACGCACUGGACACAGAGAAGCGAACCCCCCUCCAUGCUGCAGCGUUCCUUGGAGAUGCAGAAAUCAUCGAGCUCCUCAUCCUCUCUGGGGCCCGGGUCAAUGCCAAAGACAACAUGUGGCUCACCCCUCUGCACAGGGCCGUGGCAUCACGGAGUGAGGAGGCGGUGCGGGUGCUGAUCCGUCACUCGGCCGACGUGAACGCUCGUGAUAAGAACUGGCAGACACCUCUGCAUGUCGCCGCCGCCAACAAGGCUCUGCGCUGCGCUGAGCUGAUCAUCCCUCUGCUGAGCAGCGUUAAUGUGUCGGACCGCGGCGGACGCACUGCCCUGCACCACGCUGCCCUCAACGGACACACGGAGAUGGUAAACCUGCUUCUGGCGAAAGGUGCGAAUAUUAAUGCCUUUGAUAAGAAGGACAGUCGUGCCCUCCACUGGGCGGCAUACAUGGGUCACCUGGAUGUGGCGCGUCUGCUGGUGGAGCAGGGAGCGGAGGUCAGCUGUAAGGACAAGCGAGGAUACACACCGCUCCACGCUGCCGCCUCCAACGGACAGAUUUCUGUGGUCAAGUACCUGCUUAGCCUGUCUGUGGAGAUAGAUGAGGCCAAUGCGUUUGGGAACACAGCCCUGCACGUGGCGUGUUUUAAUGGUCAGGAUGCUGUGGUGAGUGAGCUGAUCGACCACGGUGCUAAUGUGAGUCAGCCCAACAACAAAGGCUUCACCCCUCUUCACUUUGCUGCCGCGUCCAUACACGGAGCCCUCUGCCUCGAGUUCCUGGUCAACAAUGGAGCCGAUGUAAAUGUGCAGAGCCGAGAUGGGAAGAAUCCACUUCACAUGACCGCAGUGCACGGACGCUUCACGCGCUCACAGACCCUCAUCCAGAAUGGUGGAGAGAUCAACUGUGUGGAUAAAGAUGGCAACACUCCAUUACACAUCGCAGCCCGUUAUGGUCACGAACUCCUCAUCAACACCCUAAUCACCAGCGGCGCCGACUGCACCAGGAGAGGAAUUUACGGGAUGUUCCCGCUGCAUCUGGCUGCUCUUAACGCUCAUGCCGACUGCUGCCGAAAACUUCUGUCUUCAGGACAGAGACAUAGCAUUAUCUGCGUCCUCAGUAAUGAUUCAGUCCUGUGUGCAGGCUUUCAGAUUAACACCCCAGACAGCCUGGGCAGGACGUGUCUUCAUGCAGCCGCUGCUGGAGGUAAUGUUGAGUGUGUGAAGCUGUUGCUCAGUAGCGGAUCAGAUCACAAUCGCACGGACAAACACGGCAGGACUCCUCUGCACUACGCAGCUGCCAGUCGUCAUUUUCAGUGCCUGGAAACUCUAGUGUCCUGUGGUACCUUCAUCAAUUCUACUGAUCAGUGGGGGCGCUCUGCCCUGCACUAUGCUGCAGCCUCUGACCUGGAAAGAAGGCGGCGUGUAGCCCUGGAGCCAGAGAGUCCAGGAGUGCAAGCAGAGAAAGAGAAGGAGGCAGCGUUGUGUCUUGAGUUCCUGUUGAAAAGUGGCUCUGCUGCCUCACUAAAGGAUAAGCAGGGUUACAGUGCUGUUCACUACGCCGCUGCCUACGGCCAUCGCCGCUGCCUGGAGCUGCUUCUAGAGAAAGACGACAGCUCACAGAAUGAGGAGGAGAGCUCCAGUACCCGGAGUCCACUACAUCUAGCCGCUUAUCAUGGUCACGCACAGGCGCUGGAGGUGCUGUUGAAGGGUCACUGUGAGGUGGAUCAGGGUGAUGAGGUGGGUCGUACAGCUCUUGCACUGGCAGCACUUAGAGGGCACACUGACUGUGCUCUCGCCCUGCUGAACCAUGGCGCCUCAAUCCACUGCAGAGACACCCUCCGAGGGCGAACCCCCAUUCAUCUCGCAGUAAUGAAUGACCACACAUCAUGUGUCCGCCUCCUGCUGGAAGACUCUGACAGUGCAGACCUGGUGGAUGCAGCAGAUUCUCAGGGACUAACACCUCUGAUGCUGGCGGUCCUGGGGGGUCAUGUGGAUGCUGUGUCUCUGCUGUUGGAGCGGGAGGCCAAUGUGGAUGCAGCAGAUCAUCAUGGACUGACUGCACUUCAUUUAGGAUUGCUGUGUGGUCAGGAGGAGUGUGUGCAGUGUCUGAUGGAGCAGGAGGCCUCGGUGUCGACGGCUGACUGUAGGGGGCGCACGGCGCUCCACAUGGCGGCAGCACGGGGUCACGCGUCCUGUCUCGGUGAGCUUCUGAGUGUCGCCUGUUCAGAUUCAGCGAACCCUCCCCUGCGGGAUCGUUACGGAUACACACCGCUUCACUGGGCCUGCUACAACGGUCAUGAAGGCUGUGUGGAGGUGCUGCUGGAGCAGAAGGGCUGUCAAAUUUUUGAUGGGAAUCCUUUCACCCCUCUGCACUGUGCAGUGAUAAACGACCAUGAGCCUUGUGCCUCUCUUCUGCUGGAUGCCAUGGGUUCUGACAUAGUAACCUGCAAGGACUCUAAGGACAGGUUACCUCUUCAUGCAGCUGCGUUUGCAGACCAUGUGGACUGUGUUCAGUUGCUUCUGGCCCAUGAUGCUCCUGUGGAUGCGUUGGACCAAUCGGGGCGCAGUGCGCUCAUGAUGGCAGCUGAGAGGGGUGCAAUCGGAGCUGUAGAAGCUCUGCUGACUGGUGCCAAUGCAGACCUCACUUUAACAGACCAAAAAGGCAACACUGCGCUGCACCUCACCUGCAGUAGUGGAAAGGAAGAGUGUGCUUUAUUUAUUUUAGAGAAACUUCCAGAUGCCACACUUAUCAACGCCACAAAUGCAGCACUUAAGACUCCCCUCCACCUAGCAGCUCACAGUGGGUUAAAGCAAACGGUGCAAGAGCUGCUGUCUCGUGGUGCCAACGUGCAGCUCCUAGAUGAAAACGGUCUCACUCCUGCUCUGGCUUGCGCUUCUAGCAAAGAAGUGGCUGAGUGUCUGGCUCUCAUUCUGGCUACCAUGAUGCCUUUCUGCUCCCCUUGCAGCUCUGGUGCUCCUUCCCCAGGCACCCUGCUGAAGUCUCUGCCCGGCAAAGCCAAGGACCCUCAGACACCAUACAGCCCCAGAGACCCUUCCGGCCCUUCCAGCGAGGGCACUGCAACAGAGAACGACUCGGACUCCGAAACCUUUUGACCACUGCCCGUUCCGGAGUCUCGCUUUCAGCUCUAUAGUUCUCACAGCACUUAACCUAGAGGACCUCACAAAAACAGACAAAUACCUUCCAUUUCUGUGGUUGGAGAAGAUAUUUAUAAAAUUAUUAAGGCUGAUGUAUGCUUCGUGCAGCCAUGCGGGUAUAACAGAACCAGCAUGGGUAUUUUAUUGUAUCGGACUGGCAGAUGUGAUAAAAUUUGGCUACUAGUAAUGUUCUCAUUUGCAUUGUUAUUCAAGCAAGUUAAUUUACUAUCAGUUAUACAGCCAGUUUGUUAACCAGUGCACCAAAUUUAAAGUCAAGGAUAACACUUCAGGAGAAACUGAGCAGUUUCUCUCUGCCCAUUUUGUGCUUUGCUUUUGGCUGUGUUAUUAACAAACAGGGUCAACAGGCAAAGAGGGUCAAAGUUCAAUCAGAUUGAACUCUUGAGUGCAGUGGCAAGCUGUAAAAAAUGAACAUCAAAGCAGUAAAUCUGCACAGUGGCACAGCAAUAAGGUUAGCAACUUCGCCGCACUCCAUAAGAAACAAUAACAAGCCAGCAAAAAGUGGUUUUGCCACUUAUCAUGUGAAUUUUUUCAUUUGGUUUGUAAAAUUAUAUUAAUUGAAAUGAUAUGGGACAUAAUUAUAGAGAACCAAUCACACUAGUCACAUUGUCGCUGGUCGGGUGUACCUACCUAGCUCUGGUCAUCAGUAAAAUCGAGUCUGUUUCUUUAUAGACAUUUUAAAAUUGGUUCCAUUUUCCGACAAGUGAUCUCUCUCUCUCUCUCUCUCUCUCUCUCUCUCUCUCUCUAUCUAAUCUAUCUAUCUAAUCUAUCUAUCUAUCUAAUCUAUCUAUCUAUCUAUCUAUCUAAUCUAUCUAUAUAAACAUUAUUCAAAGCUGCUGGUUUGUGACCAGAA